UUAACUUUUGUCUAUUGUUUUCGCGAAUAAACAUGGCGACAAUGUUGUUCCCUGGAGUCGGGUAGAAAGGUUUAAAGUAACGUGUGUUUAUGAAGUACUUUGAGUCAAAUAGUAUCUUUAAAGACAUUAUAUAACAGCAAAAGUUAAUGAGUUCACCAGAAGAGACCCCAGACACUAUUGGGGCCGAGGAAGGCACCAGGGGUGAAAGUUUUAGGAAUGAAGAAGAGCAAGAUAACGGAGGUCAACAAGAAGGGGGCCUUUGGUCGUCACGACACCAGAACGGAGACAUGAAACGUGCUGCUGCUCAGCUCAUAGAAAAAUAUUAUUUCCAACUCACGGAUGGCUGUGGCAACCCCCUCUGUGACAACCCCAACUGUGCUUCCUCGGGCAAGGUUGGCCCACUGUCGAGUAAUGAAGCAGCAGGCAAGGCACUCCAACUAUUUGCAGCGCGUGCCAAACUCUGUGAGGUGGUGGGUGCCAAAAUGCCUAGGUCCAGUCAGUCUCUGACAUUAGGUAGUGGUGUUAAUGCUGCCUCUGCCCAGGGUCCCAGUUCUACAGGAAGCACAGCCACCUGUUCUUUAGUGCGGGAUGUUAAUAUGGCAGGUGCCUCCAACCCCAGCACACCCUUGCCCCCCUUGUUACCACAGGUGGAUGAGCUGAGCAAAACACCAGGACUCACAGAAGAGACGCUUUAUCUCACUAUAACUGAAUGUCGUAGUUCAAAUAAUUAUGCUAAGCUUAGGCGGCUACUGUGGGCAGUAUUUUCUAAUGAAGUUGCUCUCAGACACAGCUUUUUGAAGAACCCAGAGUCAGAAGAAAGAUCAAAUGAAACAUUAGUAGAAUGUAAAGAUUUAGAUACUACAGGGGUGCAGAGCAAGGAGGAGUUACGUGCCCUAGAAAAAGAUUUAGAUAAAGAUCUAGAUUGUGCUGAAGUUUUGUGUGUUGGUGAAGGUGCAGCCAGCAUUUGUGAUGGGGAUGAAAAGGAGAAUGAUGAAAAUCAGUCUGCAAAAAAUGCCAUUUUGCCGUCAGCUCUUGAUAUUGGUGAAGUACGGAGGGCAUAUGCCUCAUUGUUUGAGUGUCCAGAAAUGGAGUUUGGUAAUACUUUGAUGAAUGCCAUUGUACAGCUGUUGUCAGAUUCACUUAGUAUACAGCUCCGUGCUCACCGAGAUGCAUUUACUGCCAUACCAAAUAAUAUCAAUAUCUUCAUUAUCCUUAUAGAAAGCCCAGCAUUGAACACCACUGAUUUCAUUGAGGGCGUGAUGCCAAAGAUGUGCCGAACAAUCAGUCAGUUACCUGAAAAAGACCAAGCCCUCUUGGUCAAACACUUGGCAACGUGGGAAGGAUCACGCUUACAUAGGUUACUGGCAAGUCUUCAUCAGUUGAUCACCAUCAAGCUUCUUACCACAGAAUUUUCUCGAGACUUUACCAUCAACGAUGAAGACAGCAUAACUUCCGCAACACAAGUCAUGAAACUUCUCUUCUAUGCCAGUAUAUUAGGAGGGGAAUUAGAUACUCCCUUGUUAAAAGACUUACCCUCUGAAGACUCCUCCACUGAGUCUAUGCCCCUGCAUGAUGACCCAUUCCUUGGUGUCAGUGGUGCAGGAAAAGACUGGGCAGCAAGGGCACCACCCAAGGACUCUUUAGGCACAGAACUUGGUAUACAUGUCUUAGAUGCCAGAACACCACUUGUACCCCUCUCAGAAUUUUAUGAUGACUUUCUUAGUGAUCAGCUGGAAAUGGACAGAGAUUUUGCCUAUUACAAAGCUGGGAGUGGAGACAAGUUUAGUUUUCUAAACUUUCCCUUCAUCCUAACUGCAGCAACAAAGGCUCUAGGCCUCUAUUAUGACAAUCGAAUACGAAUGUAUUCUGAACGAAGGAUAAGCAUCUAUCAACAAGUUAUAGAGGGAAUGCCUGCAAACCCAUACUUGAAACUUAGAAUACGAAGAGACCACAUAAUAGAUGAUGCUCUCGUUGAGCUGGAGAUGGUGGCAUUAGAAAAUCCUGGGGAUCUCAAGAAACAGAUGGUGGUAGAGUUUGAGGGUGAGCAAGGCAUUGAUGAAGGUGGUGUUAGCAAGGAGUUCUUCCAGCUGAUAGUGGAACAGAUCUUCAAUCCUGACUAUGCCAUGUUUUGUCUCAACAAUGAAACUCGGACAUUCUGGUUCAAUCCAAAUUGCUUUGAGAGUGAUGCACAGUUCACACUAGUCGGCAUUGUGCUGGGACUAGCAAUCUACAACAAUGUGAUUCUUGAUGUACAUUUCCCACCAGUAAUGUACAAGAAGCUCUGCAGUAAACCCGGCUCCUUUCACGACCUUCGCGAAUGGAAUCCUACUUUGUAUCGAAGCCUUGUUGAACUUCUGGAGUAUGAAGGAGAAGACAUGGAAGAUGUCUUUAUGCAGACAUUUCGUGUUGGUUACCAAGAUGUGUUUGGCACAAGUCUGACACAUGACCUCAAGACAGAUGGAGAUAACAUCCUUGUCAGCCAGAGUAGUAAACAUGAAUUUGUUGAACUGUAUGCAGACUUCCUGUUGAACAAGAUGGUAGAGAGACAGUUUCGAGCAUUUCGUAGAGGCUUCAACAUGGUGACGGAUGACUCACCAUUGGCAAAUCUUUUUAGGCCAGAAGAACUAGAACUCCUUGUUUGUGGUUCUCAGCACUAUGACUUCAUGGAGCUAAUGAAAUCUGCCGAGUAUGAUGGCGGGUACACCAGUGAGACAUCCAUCAUACAAGCAUUUUGGGAACUUGUUCAUGACAUGAGUACAGAGGACAAGAAAAAGUUACUUCAAUUUACAACAGGAUCAGCACGAGUUCCAGUAGGAGGUCUAGCAAGAUUGAAACUUAUUAUAGCUAGACAAAGUUCAGAUUGUGACAGGUUACCAACUGCACACACCUGCUUCAACGUCCUACUCCUGCCUGAAUAUUCUAGCAAGGAGAAACUCAAGGACCGUCUUUAUAAAGCUAUUAAAUAUUCACAGGGCUUUGGGAUGCUCUGAACAACUAAGGGUGAAUGGGAUUAGAGGAUUUACAAAGCCUAAGAAGUGAAAUAUGGCAUUUUUAAGGUCAACAUUAUUGAAGUUUUAAUUGCCUUCAUAAAUAGCAGUGUACAAAACCAAUUAUCUGGAUGAUGUUUUAGGUUUAUAGAACUUGCAAGAGCUUACUGAAUUGUUUCCUUUUUUCUUUUAUUUUUUUAAUUUUCAUGUCUUGUUUUAAAACAGAUCCAGUUGUGCCUGUAGCUUUGAGACGAUGAUAUUAUUCAUGUCAUUACUGUACCAACUACCAUAAAUUAUUUUGAAUCGGCAACAUUUGCUAGAUUGCUGGUUCCACAUUUUGCUUCAGUUCAAAAUAUUUUCCUCCCAUAUUGCAGCUAACUACAGUGUUCAAUUUUUUCGCUGAAAUGAAUGCUUUUUACUUUAUUCUUAUGCUGAGAAUAUAAAGUGGCUUAUGUAUUAAGAGUCAUUCAAUGUGUACAGAUGUAGAAUUUUAGAAAAUACAGUACAGUAUUGUAAUUGGAUUUUGAAGGAAAAUUUAUCAAAGCUUCAUUGCAAUGAACUGAUACUUAUGAAAAUGCUCAGAGCUAUUCUCUGGUCAUACUCUUAUUAAAAUAUCUUUUGCAGAGCAUAUGUACAGCUCAAUGUUCAUAGUAGCAAGAUGAGCCUUUCUUUAUUUUAUUUUGGUAAACAUAUGUAUAUAGCCCAGAUGUCAAGAGUAAGUUAGCUCAUCAUCCUUCACAUGCUGAUAUAUAGAAAUCUGUGCUGUGCAACAGUUGAAUCAAAUGUUAUGUAUUUAAACACCCUGUAUUUUAGUAUUUUUGUAUAAUUGGUUUAUAAAUUGUAAGAGCCAUCGUCUGCAUAUUGAAAAUUUAUCAUGAGUGAUGACAGAUCCAGAGGCAUACAUACCAUACAGCAUUUUGGUUUGCUGUCUGAGGUUUAUACAUUUUGUAUGUGAUAUUUCAUUGAUAAGUGUAAAUAAAUAAAAUUAAAACAGCA
Messenger RNA from Homarus americanus (American lobster), 3983 nucleotides. RefSeq names its product ubiquitin-protein ligase E3A-like (gene Ube3a). Gene Ontology annotation, molecular function: ubiquitin protein ligase activity. Bases 147 to 2990 code for a protein of 947 amino acids. The transcript has 10 exons. The record is from RefSeq and is a predicted model, not a curated record. Lineage: Eukaryota; Metazoa; Arthropoda; Malacostraca; Decapoda; Nephropidae. Gene Ontology annotation, biological process: protein polyubiquitination.